Messenger RNA from Penaeus chinensis, 1467 nucleotides. RefSeq names its product putative methyltransferase-like protein 7A. The transcript has 5 exons. The coding region runs from base 144 to 968 and encodes 274 amino acids. Gene Ontology annotation, molecular function: S-adenosylmethionine-dependent methyltransferase activity. The record is from RefSeq and is a predicted model, not a curated record. Lineage: Eukaryota; Metazoa; Arthropoda; Malacostraca; Decapoda; Penaeidae.
GUCCUGAACUUGACCUUGAAAUACGUUUGGUCAUCAGUUUUAUCAACUUUAAGGUUAUCAUUAUUAACCGAGUCACUAGGGGGUUUCGCCAGUCGUGCCACAGCUGGCAUCUAGACUAGUGGCAAGUGACCCGAGUUAGCAAAAUGAAUUCCGUAUUUGAGAAAAACCUGUCUUACGAAACGCUGAAGGAGGCUGCAUCUGUCCUCAGAAAUUAUGCCUCGGAACACAGAGGUCUGGGCUACAUCGCCUGUGGCGCCGUUGUUUUUGGAUUCGGCCCCACACUUAGGAAAAAAUUUUUUGCAUGGUUCAACAAUCAGGUGACGAAAAUGAAAAAUGAAGAAUAUGAAGCUCUUAAGAAAGAAGCAUUUGCAGCACUUGCAGAGCAGAAGUCUUCCGAUCCGGAAUUCCAGAAAGCCAAUGCCCUUAAGAUUCUGGAGAUUGGAGUAGGCAGCGGAACAAACUUCAGCUUCUACCCAGAUGGUUCUCACCUGACUGUAGUAGAUCCUAAUCCGUAUUUCGCUGAUUACUACAUGCAGAACAGGAAGAAGUUUCCUAACAUUAAAGCGGAAACCGUUAUUGUUUCAUAUGGUGAAGAUAUGGACAUGGUAGAAAGCGAAAGUGUGGACGCCGUAGUUAUUACACUUGUUUUAUGCAGUGUCCAGGAUGUUGCCAAAGUCGUCAGCCAGAUCAAACGAGUCCUUGUUCCGGGUGGAAAGUUUUACUUUAUAGAACACAUUCAAGAAUGGAACCGGAGUUCUCACGGUUAUCGCUGGUUCAUUCAAAAUCUUUUGACGUGGUCCAGGAUUUGGCCUUUCUUUUUCGAGGGUUGCAACCUGAACCGCAAUCCCCUUCCAUUCAUACAGUCAGUAGGUUUCUCUGAUGUUCAGUACGAGAGAUUAUAUGCUCCUAUGCCUGCCAAAGUUUUUAUGGUUGCAUCUCCUCAUGUAAAGGGUAUUGCCACAAAAUAGGGUUUUUAACGGCAAUUGGGAAAGGCUAUAGGUUUUUAAUGUGAUGGUGUGCUUUAUUCUCCGUGGUACUAUUUUUAUACCUUAAAAUGCUCAUUUGAAAAUAUGUAUAUAUUUUAUUGAUUUUUUAAAAUGAUAAAGGAGGACAUGAAGGAGAGUAAUUGUAUUUCAUACUACUGUAUUACAUGGUUAUAAAAUUGUUAAUAUUCUGUCAUGUAAAUUGAUCAUGUGUAUAUAUAGAAAACAAAUCUGUAUUGUGAUUAAAGACAGUAUUCACAUAUGUACUGAGAAGGAGUCAUGUAAGAACUCACAUUAGCUGAAUUCUUAAAAUUGCAGAAGAAAGUGUCUGCUUAUAUCUGAAUAUAAUGGACAUGCUUACUGGUCAGUAUCUGAUUCACAAUACCAUGUGUAAUAGCUAUAUGUAUCAUAUUAAUGGUAAAAAUUAUGAAUUGUUAAAAUUAUUUGUUUUGUAAAUAAUGUAUUUAAUAAAUAUACAAAAUUC